Xyrauchen texanus (razorback sucker) is the source of this 1607-nucleotide messenger RNA. RefSeq names its product carbonic anhydrase 4-like. Gene Ontology annotation, molecular function: carbonate dehydratase activity; zinc ion binding. The record is from RefSeq and is a predicted model, not a curated record. Bases 76 to 1068 code for a protein of 330 amino acids. The transcript has 9 exons. Lineage: Eukaryota; Metazoa; Chordata; Actinopteri; Cypriniformes; Catostomidae. Gene Ontology annotation, cellular component: plasma membrane.
AGUAUUAAUAUUCGGGAAUGGUGCCACAUCAUAAUAUUACUACACACAGACAGAUCAGUCUCUUCAAAAACUAAGAUGAUUGUCUUGCUGGUAACGUUCCUUGCUGCCAUUCUGUGCCCCACUGCUCACAGUGCAGAGUCAACAGUGGAAUGGUGCUAUCACGAGCCAGCCUGCGAUUUUACCAAUUGGCCCAAAAUUGUCUCACAAUUCUGCAAUGGAUCAAGGCAAUCUCCCAUUGAUAUUGUGACUGCAAAUGUUCAGGCAAAUCCCAAACUGACCACAUUCAACUUUACUGGUUUUGAUGACAACGCAACCUUUUUGACAAUUGCAAACAGUGCCAAUUCUGUGGUGGUCAGCCUGGAUCAUGCUAAAAUGGCAGUGGAGGGAGGUGAUCUUCCAGGUCUUUAUAACUCUGAUAGUUUCCAUCUCCACUGGGGUAACGGCAGCUCCGGACCUGGCUCUGAGCACACUGUGGAUGGCAAACAAUACCCAAUGGAGCUGCACAUCGUGAACAUUCAUUCAAAGUACAACAGGAGUGUUAAAGCGGCUUUAGAUGCUAAUGACGCAACAGGAUUAGCUGUUCUUGGUUUCUUCAUCGAGGGAACCAAUGACACAAGCAAAACAAAAAGCUGGGAAAUCUUAACAUCUUACUUGUCAAACAUCACCAAUGCAGGUCAAGCAACAUCAGACAUCAUGUACCAAAUUACAAUGGACAGUCUGCUUGAAAAUGUGGACAGAACAAAAUAUUACCGUUACCAAGGCUCCCUUACCACACCCAGCUGUAAUGAAGUUGUGAUCUGGACUGUGUUUAAAGACACCAUCAAAGUCAGCCAUGAGUUGAUCAGACUCUUCAGCUCAACUGUCCAUUUAAGUGGCACAAGCCCACAGAUGCUGAUUACUAACAACUUCAGAGGUGUUCAGUCCCUGAAUAGCAGAGUGGUGACAUCACAGGUGGCAGGAACUGUGACUGCAGGAACUGCGACUGCAGGAACUGUGACUUCGUCAGCGACUACGACUUAUUUCUGUAUUACCACAAUAUUUAUCUUUUCCUGUUUGUGCUGGCUAUAAAAACUAGUGUUUGAAAUUAGAAUAAUAAAGUCCACUCUUUAAAGAAUAGUUCACCCAAAACUAAAAAGAACUAGUUCUUUUAACAGCAUUAUAAUCUGAUUUAAUUGGUUUCUCAUUAUUCACAUUAUUCAUUUAGUAAAUAAUGUGCACGCUUUUAUACAAGUUCUGUUAUUAGUUGAUGAUACUUAACUGUUCUACAUUUUGCAAACGCACAGACAUCUAUCUGUGAGCAUAACAUAGCCCUGUAGUUUUGACAGUAUGAUUAUGUGUAUGAAGCUUAAGUUGUUACUGUAAACAUAAUAUGUGUAAUAUUGAAUAUCAGAGAACAUUCCUUUGUAGUUUUUUCUCUCUCAAUUUGACAUAAUAUGACUGCUGAAUACUCUCACAUGCUAUGGCAGACAUGGCAUACUGAAGUUAUUCCAACUGGAAUAAUAAAGGUUUGCUGGGUAAUACUGGCAUGUGUCCCUUUCAUCUCUCUCUCUCUCUCUCUCUCUCUCUCUCUCUCUCUCUCUCUCUCUCUCUCUCUCUCUCUCUCUCUC